CACAGCUGCAGUCAGUGAGGAAUAGGAAGGCAAGAAGAGGAGAGGCGUCUCCUCAGUGCCUUUCUUUUCACGAAAUGCAGAACAUUUAUCAGUUGAUCAUGGCACAAAGAACUUUGCUUACAGUUUCUGUAACUUUGAUGCUCAUCGGAUACACUCAGGCUCAACAGAGAGGAUUGUUUCCUGCCGUUCUUAAUCUUGCUUCUAACGCUAUAAUAACAGCAAAUGCUACAUGUGGUGAAAAUGGACCUGAAAUGUUUUGCAAGUUGGUAGAACAUGUUCAAGGACCAGCUCUUAGAAGACAUCCUCAGUGCCGUACCUGUGACCAGAAUUCCCCUGACUUGCGCUAUCCGAUCACUCAUGCUAUCAAUGGCAAAAGGUCCUGGUGGCAAAGCCCAAGCAUUAAAAAUGGGAAGGAGUACCACUAUGUGACAAUUACACUAGAUCUUCAACAGGUUUUUCAGAUUGCUUAUGUUAUCAUUAAAGCUGCCAACUCCCCACGGCCUGGAAACUGGAUUCUAGAAAGAUCUCUUGAUGGUAUUACUUACAAACCAUGGCAGUUCUAUGCCAUCACUGACAGCGAGUGUUUGACCCGAUAUAAUAUUUUCCCCCGACCUGGAACCCCCUCAUACAUGCAGGACGAUGAAGUUAUCUGUACAUCUCAUUAUUCAAGGAUUCACCCACUUGAAAAUGGAGAGAUUCACACUUCCCUGGUUAAUGGAAGACCAAGUGCUGACGAUCCAUCUCCAACACUAUUAGAAUUUACAUCAGCUCGCUUCAUUCGACUCAGGCUACAGAGGAUCCGUACCUUAAAUGCUGAUUUAAUGAUGUUAGACGACAACGAUCUAAAAGAUAUUGAUCCAAUUGUCACAAGAAGGUACUACUAUUCUAUAAAAGAUAUUUCUGUGGGAGGAAUGUGCAUCUGCUACGGUCAUGCAAGGGCUUGUCCGUGGGAUCCAAAGACUAAUAAAUCAUCCUGUGAAUGUGAACACAAUACAUGUGGAGCCAGCUGUGAUAGAUGUUGUCCUGGGUUCCACCAAAAGCCUUGGCGUGCUGGAACCUUUCUCACAAAACAUGAAUGUGAAGCAUGUAAUUGUCAUGGGAAGACAGGUGAAUGCUAUUACGAUCAAGAAGUGGCUAACAAGAAUCAGAGUCUGAAUAUUAAUGGCGAUUACAUUGGUGGAGGAGUCUGUGUCAACUGUACUGAGAACACAGCUGGAAUAAACUGUGAGACCUGUAUAGAUCGCUUUUACCGACCACAAUGGCUGUCUCCAAACCAUCCAAACCCUUGUCGGCCAUGUAAUUGUGAUCCAAUAGGCUCAGUACAUGAUGUGUGUGUAAAGGACUUAAAAGCAGCUACUGAAGAUUUGUUACCUGGAUCCUGUUUCUGCAAACCUGGCUAUGCAGGAGAGAAAUGUAACCAGUGUGAUCUGGGAUAUAAGGGAUAUCCAAAUUGUGUACAGUGUAACUGCAGCGUUUCAGGCAGCAUGAAUGAAGAUCCUUGUGUUGAUCCAUGUAUUUGCAAGGAAAACGUGGCAGGGGAUAGCUGUCAUGUAUGUAAGCAUGGCUUCUUUAACCUUCAGCGUGACAAUCCCAGCGGAUGUGACCAGUGUUUUUGUUCUGGAGUUUCAAAUAUCUGUAUCGAUUCUAGACUCACUUAUACUAAGAUCAUUGAUAUGAAUGGAUGGUACCUUACAGAAUUAGAUGGUAAUAUUAGGGUUACACCUACUAAGGACAGAUUUGAUGGCCCACAACAACUAAGUAUAAAAAGGGGAGAUGCACGAUCCCAAGGGCUACUGGAUGUCAUUUAUUGGUCGGCCCCAGCUUCAUACUUGCACAGCAAAGUUGCUGCAGUGGGAGGACAUUUAACAUACACAAUAUCCUAUGACACAUCCGUAAAAGAAGAUGCUGAGGAGUUCAUGGAUUAUCCAAGCAUCAUCAUUGAGGGUAAUGGAAUAUGGAUUAGUUUCACACAAGAUGAAGUUGACCUACAGCCAUUUGAAGAACGUACAGAAAAAGUGGUACUGCGUCCUGAAUUCUUCAGAAUGCAUUCAACAGGUUACCAAGUCAGCAGAAAGGACUUCAUGACAGUCAUGGCAAAUGUGAACAGACUUCUCAUCAGAGCAACAUACAGUAACCAACCAGACACCGUCUACAGGUUAAGUUCUGUAACCCUUGAAGUAGCUGAAAAAUUAGCGCUCGGCGGACGCACAGCUUUUGAUGUGGAGAUAUGUCAGUGCCCUCCUGGAUAUAGUGGUACUUCUUGUGAAUCCUGUUCUCCAGGACACAGACGGGUUAAUGGCACCCUCUUUGGUGGGAAUUGUGAGCCAUGUCGAUGUUUUGGUCACUCUGACUCAUGUGAUGAUAUUACCGGAUUCUGCAACAACUGCAAACACAGUACCUAUGGACAAUACUGUGAUUACUGUCUACCCGGCUUUUAUGGGAAUCCAACUGAUGGAACUGAUGAGGACUGUCUGCCAUGUGCUUGUCCUAUGAGCAUAGCCUCUAACAACUUUAGUCCAACAUGUCACCUGGACCCAACUCAUGGAUUAGUUUGUGAUGCUUGUCCUCCUGGAUAUACAGGGCUACGUUGUGAUCGGUGUGCUAAUGGAUAUUUUGGCCAACCAUUGUUACCUGGAGGAUCAUGCAAACCAUGCCAAUGUAAUGACAACCUCGACCUUUCAGCCCCAGACUGUUGUAACAGUGAAACGGGUGCAUGUCAUAUAUGUAAACCAGGUGUGACUGGAGACUUUUGCAAUAAAUGUGCAGAAGACUAUUUUGGAGAUGCUCUUGGGCCAAGGAGUUGUCAGCCAUGCAACUGUAACAUCAAUGGCUCUUUAUCCACUGCUUGCAAUGCUCAGACAGGACAGUGUGAGUGCAGAAGUAAUGUAAAAGGUCGCCAGUGUGAUGAGUGCUUGCCCCAGACAUACGGUCCUGUUUUCGCACAAGGAUGUGUCCCUUGCAACUGCAAUUCUUUUGGAUCCAAGUCAUUUGACUGUGAUGAUAAUGGUCAAUGUCGUUGUCAGCCGGGAGUAACAGGAAGUAAAUGUGACCGAUGUGCCCGUGGAUUUUACGACUUCCAAGAAGGCGGUUGUACCCCUUGUGAUUGUCCUCAUGUUGGAAAUAACUGCGAUGAAGAAACUGGUCAGUGUGUUUGUCCUCCCAACACCAUUGGAGAGCAGUGUGACAAGUGUGCCCCAAACCACUGGGGAUAUAGCAUUACCACCGGAUGCAAGGCUUGUGAAUGUGGUGGGCCCGGAUCUCUAAGCACGCAGUGUAAUCCGGAUACGGGUUGCUGUUUCUGCCAUCCAAAUUUCUCAGGAGACAAGUGUAAUAGUUGUAGAGUGGGAUACCGCAAUUAUCCCCAAUGUGUAAGCUGUGACUGCUCUUCAGCUGGAAGUAAACCCCAGAGCUGUGAUCGCGAAACUGAAAAAUGUUCUUGUGCUGAAGAAACAGGACAAUGCAACUGUAAGAUGAAUGUGGAAGGAGUCCAUUGUGACAGAUGCAAACCCAGCACUUUUGGACUUCAUGUUGGGAAUCCACUUGGUUGUAGCAGCUGUUACUGCUUUGGCCUGACUACCCAGUGUACAGAAGCAGAUGGACUGAUCCGAAUGUGGCAAUCCUUAAAGCCUGAUCAGACAGUAUUGGAAUUGACAGACUUCACCUUACAACAACGCACUACCAAAGGGGUAUUUUUCCAGCAUCCGGAGAUCAUAGCACUCAUUGAUCAAGUGAAACAAGACCUCUUCUCUGAACCAUUUUAUUGGAAGCUGCCAGAACAAUUUGAAGGUCGAAAGCUAACAGCAUAUGGAGGAAAGCUAAAAUACACAAUAUAUUUUGAAGCUCGAGAAGAAACUGGACCAUCAGCCUAUGAGCCCCAAGUUGUUAUUAGAGGUGGUCCCCGCACAAACCACAGAAUUAUUGUACGGAACGUGCCAGACCCUCAAAAUGGCCAACUGACUAGACAUGACAUUGAGAUGACAGAGUUUGAAUGGAAACAUAUGGAUGGAGGAUCUGUUAGCCGUGAAGACUUCAUGGAUGUUUUAUAUGACAUACAUUACAUUCUAAUAAAGGCAUCGUAUGGGAGAGUAUUGAGACAAACCAGAAUUUCUGAAGUAUUUCUGGAAGUAGCAGAAGAAGGCACUUCUUUCACCAUGAGUCCAAGGGCCAACCUGAUUGAGAAAUGUGAAUGCCCAAUAGGAUACUACGGGCUUUCAUGUGAGUCGUGUGCUCCUGGAUUCUACAGGAUGGCUCCCGCUUCCCCGGGUAGGAGGCCUGGCCCUACUCUUGGGACAUGUGUACCCUGUCAGUGCAAUGGGCACAGUGAUAUGUGUGAUGCCCAGACCUCUGUUUGUCAGGUCUGUAAACAUAACACAACUGGAGACCAUUGUGAGCAGUGUGCAGCAGGGUUCUAUGGAAUAGUCAGAGGCUUCCCAGAUGACUGUCAUCCUUGUGCCUGUCCACUCCACAUAGCCAGCAACAAUUUCAGCCCAACAUGCAUCAUACAAGGAACUAAUGAUUACAGAUGUACAGCUUGUCCUCGGGGAUAUGAAGGCCAGUACUGUGAAAGGUGUGCAUCUGGUUAUACUGGUAAUCCAAGUAUCCCAGGGGGCUCCUGUCAGGAAUGUAAGUGUAACCCUUACGGAUCAUUGUCCAUGAUCUGUCAUCCAAGCACUGGCCAAUGCACGUGUAAACCUGAAGCUACAGGCCUGAAGUGUGGUGGCUGCACUGACCGGCAUGUUCGAGAGGGUCCAGUGUGUGCAUUUUGCGAUGAUGAAUGUACAGGCCUCCUUCUUGAUGACUUGGAUCAGCUAAACCAGAUGGUCAUGAGCGUCAAUCUUUCUGGCCCACUGCCUCCUCCAUACAGAAUGCUGUUUAGCAUUGAAAAUGAGACUCAGGAAUUGAAGCAUUUACUGUCACCUCAACGAGCUCCUGAAAGACUGCUCCAGCUGGCACAAAACAACCAAGAUACUCUUGUCAUUGAGAUAGAUGAGCUACUGAACAGGGCGGCUAAAGUAUCCGCAGAUGGGGAGCAGACUGGGAAGGAUGCUGAAAGGACAAACGAAAGGGCAAAACAACUGCAGGAUUCUGUAAAGGACACCCUACAGACAGCAAAGGACUUAUAUGACAAAGCUGUAAAGCUGAAUGAAACUCUGGGUAUACAAAACAAAACACAGGACAAAAGUUUCCAAGAGCUUCAGAAGGAUGUUGACAAGAUGAUGUCGGAGCUCAGGAAAAAAAUGUUUAAGAAUCAGGAAAAAACUGCUGCUGAUGAGUUAAAGGCAGCAGAAGGUCUUCUCAAUAGAGUGAAGAAGUUAUUUCUGGAUCCUCAUAAUAAAACUAAUGACUUAAAUCUUGAGGUAAAGGACAAGUUAAGUCACUUUCAAGACAAACUGGAUGAUAUCUUGGACAUGUUACGGGAGGCCCAGGGGAAAAUAAAAGAAUCCAACAAUCUUUCAGCUAUCAAUAAACACAAUAUGACUUCUCUGGAGGGACAUAAGCAAGUUGUUGAAAAAGGCAAGAAAGAGACAGAGAACACCCUAAGCGAGUCUGAUGAAAUCAUGACAGAAGUCAACAACUUUGCACAAAAUGUUAAUGAAGGGGAAAAUGAAUUGAUGGAUAGAAAUAAAGAACUUCCACAACUGGCUCAAAGACUGAAUAAAAAAAUAAACAACCUCACUGAGGAGAUCCAAACAAGGGAUCUUCCAGAGCAAGUACUCCAGGCAGAACUGCAAGCAGCCCAGUUAAACCAAUCUUCUGCAAAGCUUGAUGGGAUCCUUGCUGAAGCUAAAAACCUCUCAUUUAAUGCUACGGUGGCUUUCAAUGCAUACAGCAAUAUCAAGGACUCGAUAGACAAUGCUGAUGACAUUGCAAAAGAGGCCAAAGCCAAGGCGAAUGAGGCAGGAGAACAGGUUACUGGUCCCCAGGGAUCCUUAAAAGAUGAAGCAAAAAGUUCCAUCCAAAAAAGCUUCCGAGUUCACACUGAUGCUAAAACCCAGUCUCAAGAUUUAAAAGAAAAUGAGAAUGAACUAGCUGCAAUGAAGGAUAGACUGCAAAAUGCAGAUGAAAAAAAUCAAAAUUUGGUUGGAGCUCUUAAUGACACACUUGCAAAGCUAUCUGCAAUACCCAAUGAUACAAUAGUGAAAAUUCAGACCGCAAAAGACAAAGCCAAGCAAGCAAAUGAUACUGCCAACGAUGUUCUUGCACGCAUCAAAGAUCUUAAUCUGAAUCUCCUGGGGUUGAAACAGAACUACAGUGCACUGAAAGAAGAUGUAGCUAAAACCAAUGCUGUUGUAAAAGUCGAAAACGUUACAGAUGCUGGCGACAGAGUAAAGCAGCUUGAAAAAGAAGCCGAUCGCUUAUUGGAUAAACUGAAACCUAUUAAAGAACUUCAGGACAACCUGGGUAAAAAUAUCUCUCAAAUCAAGGAGCUGAUAAAUCAAGCACGUAAACAAGCUAAUUCUAUCAAAGUUUCGGUAUCAUCCGGUGGGGACUGCAUACGUACUUAUAAGCCUGAGAUUAAAAAAGGCAGAUAUAACACCAUUAUUUUAAAUGUUAAAACAACUACUCCUGACAAUCUUCUCUUCUAUCUUGGGAGCAACAAAUUUACUGACUUCCUAGCUAUUGAAAUGAGAAAAGGAAAGGUGAACUUCUUGUGGGAUGUAGGAUCAGGAGUUGGACGAGUUGAAUAUCCUGACUUAAACAUCAAUGAUGAUUCUUGGUAUAGAGUUGAAGCUUCUCGGUCAGGAAUUAAUGGGACCAUUUCAGUGCAGGCACUAGAUGGUCCUAAAGCCAGUAUUGUGCCCAGUAUAUACAGCUCUACAUCACAGCCUGGUUAUACCAUUAUGGAUAUUGAUGCAAAUGCCCUGUUGUUUGUUGGUGGCUUGACUGAAAAAAUAAAGAAGCCUGAUGCUGUUAAAACAACAACAUUUUCUGGCUGCAUGGGAGAAACAUUUUUUGAUGGCAAACCAAUUGGAUUAUGGAAUUUCAGAGACAGAGAAGGUGACUGUAAAGGAUGCAGUGUCAGCCCACAGAUUGCUGAUAGUGAAGGCACUGUUCAAUUUGAUGGAGAAGGAUAUGCACUGGUCAACCGCCCUGUUCGUUGGAACCCCAAUAUUUCCACAAUAAUGUUCAAAUUUAAAACAUUUACCUCAGAUGCCCUGCUUGUCUACCUGGCAACAAAUGACUUGAAAGAUUUCAUGAGUGUCGAGCUGAGUGAUGGGCGUAUAAAAGUUAGCUAUGAUCUGGGAUCAGGGACGGCCUCUGCAGUUAGCAACAAGAAUCAUAAUGAUGGAAAAUGGAAAUCUUUCACCCUGUCUAGAAUACAGAAACAAGCCAAUUUCUCAAUUGUGGAUAUGGAUACAAAUGAAGAGGAUAAAAUAACCACCAUAUCAACCGGAAGUAACUUUGGCCUAAAUCUUAAGGCUGAUGAGAAGAUCUACUUUGGUGGUCUUCCUGGACUGACCAGUCUAAGGCCAGAGGUAAAUCUGAAGAAGUACGUGGGCUGUCUGAAGGAUAUCGAGGUCUCCAGGACACCAUACAACUUACUCAGCAGCUCUGACUACAUUGGAAUAACCAAAGGUUGUUCAUUGGAGAAAGUGCUUUCGGUUAGUUUUUCAAAACCUGGUUAUAUAGAAGUGCCACCAGCAUCAAUCGAUGUCGGGACAGAAAUUACAUUAUCAUUCAGCACCAAAAAUGAGUCUGGAAUGAUCUUAUUCGGCAACGGAGGAACUCUUAUUUCACCAAGAAGAAAACGUAGACAAAGUGGACAGUCUUUUUAUGCAGUUCUAUUAAGAAAAGGGAGAUUGGAAGUUUCUGUCCCAGGACCUAAAGAGACACAUCGAAUAACCAUUAGACCUGAGAAAGGAGAAUUUCAUGAUGGCAAAGAACAUUCUGUCCGAAUAGAAAGAUCAGGAAACUUAUUUACUGUACAAGUCGAUGAGGAUCGAAGCCAGACACUAAAACUGCCAGCCAGUCAUUCCAUAAGUGUGAAAAAGCUAUUUGUAGGUGGAAUCCCAUCUGAUGUACAAUUUCCCAUGUACAAGAGCAUACCGCCAUUUGAAGGGUGCAUUUGGGACCUAUUGAUCAAUGCAGUGCCAGUAGACUUUGCACAACCUGUGUCUUUUGAGAAUGCAGAUAUUGGACAGUGCCUCCCACAGGAAGAAGAUGGAGACAUAGACAGCAGUGGAACACCUGGUGCCACCACGUCACCGCAAGUCAUCCCUGGUCCUAUCUCAUCCACUGAUCCCGACACCACUGAAGUGAAGAGUGCCAAUAUCACAGAUGAGCUUGAUUCUACAACGGGUUGCGCAGCCGACAUAAGACCAGAGAUUGUACAAGGAGGAAAGCAGUUUGGCCUCUCCAGAAACAGCCACAUGGCAUUUGCAUUUGAUGAUACCAAAGUAAAAAACAGCCUAUCAAUAGAACUUGAACUUCGCACUACGGAAGAUUCAGGUUUGAUAUUCUACAUGGCCAGGAUCAACCAUGCCGAUUUUGCCACAAUUCAGAUAAAAGAUGGAAUGGCACACUUUAGAUACGACCUUGGAAGUGGAGACACUACCACAAUGGUUCCUCAAAGAGUGAAUGAUGGAGAAUGGCAUAAGAUAAACAUAUUCCGAACAAAGCAGACAGGAUAUCUAUUUGUCGAUGGAAUCGCAAACAGUACAAACAGUCCAAAGAAAGCAGACAUACUGGAUGUGGUGGGCAUGCUGUACGUUGGCGGACUGCCUAUUAAUUAUACUACCAAGAGGAUUGGCCCGGUCCUUCACAGUAUUGAUGGAUGCAUUCGGAAUUUUAGAAUGGUAGAAGGAAAUACAGACUUUAAGAGCCCCACCUCCAGCUUUAAUGUUGGGUCAUGUUUUGCUAAUCCACAGAAAGGAACAUAUUUUGAUGGAUCAGGGUUUGCAAGGACACUGGGAGCUUUUAAAGUAGGUACAGAUCUGUUAAUAGAAAUAGAAUUCCGUACAACAAGGACUAAUGGUGUUCUUAUUGGAAUCAGUGGCAAAAAAAUGGAUGGACUGGGCAUUGAACUGGUGGAUGGUAAACUUCUUUUCCAUGCAGAUAAUGGAGCUGGUCGUUUUACAGCGGUUUAUGAACCCGAGGUGGCAGGUAGCUUGUGUGAUGGACAGUGGCACAAAGUGAUGGCGAACAAAAUAAAGUAUCGUUUAGAGAUGAUUGUUGAUGACAACAAAGUAGAAGCUACAAGUCCAAAUGCUGCUUCCACCUCUGCAGACACCAAUGAUCCAGUCUUUGUAGGAGGAUAUCCUGAAGAUGUGAAGCAGUUUGGCCUGACCACUCAAGUAAGCUUUAAAGGGUGCAUAAGAAAUCUCAAACUUGCCAAAGGUACUGCCAGACCACAAGAGAUCAACUUCAGCAAGUCACUGGAAAUAAAAGGAGUGCAGCCAUUGUCAUGUCCAUGAUCACAGUUCUAUCCAGAGACCAAUAACUGCAACAGUUCCAUGCUAUAAUGUGUGUUAUUUGAACUUCCAAAGGUGCCAUAUCUUUUAUUGUCAAUGUAACUCAUAAACUAAUGGAUUUCCCCAUAUGUUAAAUAAAGAGCAU
Hyla sarda is the source of this 9558-nucleotide messenger RNA. It is a transcript of the gene LAMA2, whose product is annotated as laminin subunit alpha 2. Gene Ontology annotation, cellular component: basement membrane. The record is from RefSeq and is a predicted model, not a curated record. The coding region runs from base 75 to 9416 and encodes 3113 amino acids. The transcript has 64 exons. Lineage: Eukaryota; Metazoa; Chordata; Amphibia; Anura; Hylidae. Gene Ontology annotation, biological process: axon guidance; cell adhesion; regulation of cell adhesion. Gene Ontology annotation, molecular function: signaling receptor binding; extracellular matrix structural constituent.